AUGGUAUCAGUCAUAAAUGAUAAAGAGGAAUAUGAUGCAAUAAUGGCCAUCCUUUUAAAGCUGCCGUUUGAGACGUAUUUGAGUAGAUACCAAGUAUUUAGGCUUCGCAAGAAGGCGGAACACUUUCGUGUGUUUAAUGACACGCUCUACUUUAAUAUUAGAGAAGGACUGCACAAAAAAGUGUUCUACAAGACCCAGGUCGAUAUCAUGGCAUUAGAGGUUAAAAGACUUCAUGAUACCAACCAUUACGGCCAUAAUAGGAUGUAUGAAUUAUGUAAAGAUUAUUUCUUUACAAUGCCCAGAAUUGUUGUGAGAGAUAUUAUUACAAUCUGUAAUACUUGUAAAACAUCACAGCCUUUAAAGCAGAAAAAGCCAUUUAAGCAUGUUACGGCCACCUACUGCUUUGAGCACAUUGUGAUGGACUUAAUCGGUCUUAAGAGUUUUAAAACAACAAACCUAAAUUUUUGUUGGUUACUUAAUAUGAUUGAUGUUUAUUCAAAAUUUGUAAAGGCUUAUCCACUCAAAUCUAAAGCAGUUUUGGAAGUUAGCAAUGCAUUAGAAUCACUUUUUCUGACUUUUGGUUUACCAACUGUUUUACAAUGUGACGAUGGAAAGGAAUUUUCUAAUUCUGUGAUUAACGAUCUUUGUGCUCGGUUUAACGUAAAGUUGAUUCAUGGCAGAGUUAGACACCCGCAAUCACAAGGUCAAAUUGAACGCUUAAAUCAAACAUUAACGAGAGCCAUAGCUAAACAAAUGGAUGCCAAAGAUGAAAACGUAAAGGAAGCUAUUUGGAUAAAGUAUAUUGAUCUUGUCUUUUAUAACUACAACAUUGCUGUCCAUUCUGCCACUUGUAAGUCGUCAUUCAAACUUUUUCACGGGCGCAAAGGGCUUAAUACAGUCCUUAGUACUGAAAAUGAUGGUGUUAUAUUUUCUGAUUUAGAAACAGAUUCAUGCAAAGAAAAAUUAUAA
Molecule: messenger RNA, 969 nt
Organism: Vairimorpha ceranae
Lineage: Eukaryota; Fungi; Microsporidia; Nosematidae
Product: krab-a domain-containing protein 2-like protein
Exons: 1
Coding region: 1-969 (322 amino acids)
Biological process (GO): DNA integration
Molecular function (GO): nucleic acid binding
Source: RefSeq, a predicted model, not a curated record